AUGGCGGUGGCCUGUGUUUGCUUCGUUGGCAAACAAAAUGAGCCUCUUUCCCUUCAAGUAUUCAAUCUGGAGGACGAGCUCUCGAUGCAAUUCGCCGCAUAUGCGGCCUUGGACAUAGUGGAGGAGAAAAUCCAAGCGCAGCAAUCGCCGUCGUCGUCGUACGGUCCGCCGGCUGGAGCAGCGGCUUCUGUGCCUCCGUCGGGCGACUGCUACCUUGGCGUGAUCUGCCCUGCUCUCUGCCUGGGUCGCGACUACCUGUUCUACGCCUACGUGGGCACCACGGGAAUCAAAAUCUUGGUGGCCAUUGAGCAGAGGAGCCAGUACCACCAACAUGACGUUCGAAAUCUCUUCCGAAGGCUUCACCGCUUGUACGCAGACAGUAUCUGCAAUCCGUUUCUGCUGGACACGAUCGAAACCCCCAAGUUUCUUGGCGAGUUAGACGCGAUCGUGGAUUUCUACGGGAAGAAAUUUGCGGGCAGAGAUCACUGA
Messenger RNA from Besnoitia besnoiti, 489 nucleotides. RefSeq names its product putative Sedlin protein. The transcript is spliced from 5 exons. The record is from RefSeq and is a predicted model, not a curated record. The coding region runs from base 1 to 489 and encodes 162 amino acids. NCBI's taxonomy places the organism in Eukaryota, Apicomplexa, Conoidasida, Eucoccidiorida, Sarcocystidae. Gene Ontology annotation, cellular component: cytoplasm; TRAPP complex; nucleus. Gene Ontology annotation, biological process: endoplasmic reticulum to Golgi vesicle-mediated transport.